GUCAUCCAUCAUGCCCUAACUGGCCCUUUUGCAAGGCUCAAAUAGUGAGCAAUUUCGUGUCGGUGACUCCAGCACCUGGUAAAGAAGAUUGACCUUUCUAGGUUCUGCUAAUCGGCAUUAAUUACACAUUUUACAAACCUACAAGUUUUAUCAAACAGUCAAUUCAAUCGAAAGAAACAAGACAGCCCGAAAACGAAUUGCAUCGAUCGACCCCUGAGCCCCUGACUGAAUUUCAUCGAACAGUCAAUUGAAUCUGUUGUUGAAGUGCUGAAUUUCUAAAUUUACGUUUCUUGAAGAGGUUUUAGGUUUUUAAAAGUUCUAGGGUUUUUCAUGGAAGAGGUUGGGAGUGAUGGUGCCUCGCCGUUGGCACCGCUGGCCAAGUGGAGAAACGAUUUUUCGAGGGCGUUUCAGUAUUAUUUGGAUAGGUCAACUCCUCAUCCAGUAGAGAGGUGGGUCGGAACUCUUGUGGCUAUGGCGAUUUACGUAUUGAGGGUUUAUUAUCUUCAAGGUUUCUACAUCGUGUCGUAUGGUUUAGGAAUUUAUAUCUUGAAUCUGUUGAUUGGGUUUCUGUCUCCAAAAAUUGAUCCAGAGCUGGAAGCUUUGGAUGGGGCUUCGUUGCCAACGAAAGAAUCAGAUGAAUUUAGGCCUUUCAUUCGCCGUCUUCCUGAGUUCAAGUUCUGGUAUGCCAUCACAAAGGCUUUCGUUGUGGCCUUUGUAAUGACCUUCUUUUCUGUAUUUGACGUUCCAGUUUUCUGGCCCAUACUACUCUGCUAUUGGAUCGUUUUAUUUGUGCUCACAAUGAAGCGUCAAAUCAUGCACAUGAUCAAGUACAAAUAUGUUCCUUUCGACUUUAGAAAGCAGAGGUAUAGUGGGAAGAAGUCUGCUGCAAGCAGCAGUGGCUCAUCGAGAGACUGAAGUUGGACUGAUAGGAGUGACAUAGACCUUCAAGGCUUCAAGUUCAUUAUGUAUCCAUAUUUCACGUAUAUGUUGCUGGUUUCAUUCUGUUUGGAUUCCCAAGGAUCGCAAUUUGCGUGAUUCAGAAUUCUGAUCUUCCCCAUUGUCUCUACUUGUCCAGUGUAAUUUGUUAGUGGCCAAGUCUGUAUGUUAUAUGACUCAGAUGUUUUCCUUUUUUCAAUGUAUAUAUGUUUUAGAAGCUUCCUGUUGGGUUUGGUUAACACAGCAUCAUUAAAGGGGAUACUUUUUGAACUGGAGCAUGAAUCGUUAGAUAGAAGGAAAGAGGAUGGGUAGGUAGGGGA
Messenger RNA from Ilex paraguariensis (yerba mate), 1256 nucleotides. Lineage: Eukaryota; Viridiplantae; Streptophyta; Magnoliopsida; Aquifoliales; Aquifoliaceae. The record is from the annotation of a GenBank genome assembly.